This is a messenger RNA of Trematosphaeria pertusa, 2374 nucleotides long. RefSeq lists its product as uncharacterized. The record is from RefSeq and is a predicted model, not a curated record. Lineage: Eukaryota; Fungi; Ascomycota; Dothideomycetes; Pleosporales; Trematosphaeriaceae. The coding region runs from base 120 to 2276 and encodes 718 amino acids. The transcript has 2 exons.
CGCUUGUAGCAACUUCAUGCGCUUUCCUUAGCCCGUUGGCUUCCGCAGACAUAUCAACUCGCUCCGCCCCCACACGCCUGCUUCCGUAAUUGCCUUGUUCACCUGUCGCUCCAAACCUCAUGAGGGCUCCUCACUACUGCAACGGCUACCCUCGGCGAGACAGGAUGGGUGCGCAGAUGCCCAAGGCCGCUGGGAGUAAUGCUUCCCCUUUCCCGCCCGCUGAUUCCUUAUAUCAGCGUCCUUCGCCCGCUGCCGAUCUGGAAGGCACAACGGGUGGCAUAGAUGCUGCGGGGUCGCCGUGGCACAGGAGCAUCAGUACUUCAGACGGGCCGUCGCGCGAAGACGACCGUCAUUUCCACCACGAAGGAGCGCCGUUUGCGGGGAGGGACGCUCGGUCACGAAGCUCGACGGUCAGCACCGAUCGGAGCGAGCGAGACAUGCCAGAUCAGCUGGCAGAGCUGGUCGAGAACAUGUUUCCUGGUCCUGAAGGCGCACGCCUGGCCGACGCCUUCCUGAGUGCAGCAGAACUACCGCCCGUAACGAAGCAAUCGCUGAGCGAGCUCGACAUCCAGAACAUCAUCAAAAACAUCAAGCUACGACACGAUGUGAACUUCGACAGGGAUCUCAGCUUCAGGCCGAACCUCGAUGGGCCGAAGGGGUACGAGAAGGUGCGGCAAUCGCAGAGGUACUGGCGGGCAUUGAUCGCCGAGCUGGAGCUGUACGUCCGGCUAUUCCAAGGAACGCCCUCUAUCUGCAACCCCGAGCACGUGCAAUGGUCCGUCAUAGUUCAGCAUGCGGAAAGGCGCAUACCGAAGAUGUUCGAGACGAUCCACGACGUGCUGAAGAGCCUGGUACCGGAUCGGGAUCACUCAAGAGUGGACGAGCACCUGGACGUGCCGAUGCUGAUGCAAGAGAUUGAACGGGGAGUGUGUGAUCUAGUCCGGCUUGCAGAGUGGAUGGCCCACCUUCUGAAGGAGCAUUGCGCGCCGAUGAGGGACGUGAUGGUUGAUAACAUGGUCGCAAAAAUGAGAGAUGGCGUCACUAGGAACAGCUCCGACUUGAUCGUGAGCGGACUGGUCGAUUUGCUGGCGAUACUGGAGGCUAUGAAGCUGGAUGUUGCGAAUCAUCAGAUACGGAACCUCAGGACCCUGCUGAUUGAGGAUACUGUCGGCUUUGAGAAGCACUACCAUUUGGAUCGCCUCGUCAACGGACGCUCAAGGGUGGAUGUCGACGCCUCCCAGAAGUGGUGGGCCGCAGCAGUCAAGCAGUUCCAGCAGCAUGGCAUGCCUGCGUCAAGGGAUAUCUCGCGCUUCCAGCUUGAUGUAUUGGCGCGAGCACUCGUCUCCACCCUCUUCUCCAGGGACGGUCACUGCAGCUUUCCAGACACCUUCUAUCUGGACCAGGACCGGCUGCGGGUACUGAAGUCCGAAAUCGACGACCUGAUCCACUUCGAAAUUUGCUCCGACAUGUUCGCACAGCUGCUGAAAGAAUUCGGUCACGAGGGGUCCAUCUCCCCGUCCACGCGGCAACACAUUCGUACAUCCGUUUCAGCGAUCAUGGGUGAAGCCGCAGGCCACGGCCCUCAAGCCUGGAUGGUGAAUUCAGAACCCAUCUCCCUUGAGCUCUACCGCCAGGCCCUGCUCUUCACUGGUCGUCCGCCGAUCUACAAUCUCGACGACUUCCAGAAAGCAAACCAGCAUCUGCGCGCCCUGUUUGUCAACUCUUUCUCCGCCCACGCCUCCGCGCUGCAAGCGACUCUCCUACCGCAAAUUCUUGCCUGCGCAAAUAGAUAUCGCAACGCCUCCACAAUCGACCUCUUCAACAAUCUCGUCGCGCCUACGCCGCCACCACCACAUGGCCCAUUCCCCUCGUUCAUGCCUAUUGCCCAGCAACACCCCGAUACGUUACCCUCCAACACAACUCAACCAGAAAGACUAGCGGAUGUUUCGAACCGCAUCACGCACAUACUCCUGCUUCACUGGCGUAUCUGGGGUCCCAUCGCUUAUAUCCAGGACGACGAAAACACAGCACAGAAUCAGAUGCCAUUACAGGCGCUCGCGCAACCGCAGCCACAACACGUGAACGCGAUGUCGACUUUGGAAGAAAGAGCCCCUUCAACAGCUCCACACGCGGCUCGCCCACCAGCACCAUCACCACCGCCGCCAAACGGCACCCCGGAAGCGCAGGUUGUCGGCGCCAUGAAGACGGGAGAGCCGCCGGAUCCGGGGACGGAGACCAAGGUUACGGGGGAGACACGCUGGCCGCAUCUACAGUAAUAUUUACUUUCCCUUAUGUUGGCGUGGGAGAUUUGGGGAAAGGGAGGUGUUUUGUCUUCUUCGGGAUUUAAUAGCAUAGCGCGGGUUCUUGCAUGUAG